AUGUCGACCACUGUGACUGUUACUCAGACACAGGCUAACCAAGCCAUGAAUCGCUCCUGUCGGAUGAACAUGGACGGGACCAAUCAAAAUUUUGGCGAUUUUCGUGACGACCUCACUCGGGAUGGCUUUGCUGUUGUCAAAGGAGCCAUUGCUCAGGAGAAAGCUCUGAAGUACGCCGACGCGAUGUACUCCUGGCUUGAAGAUUUUAAGUUGGGCUUCGAUCGCAAUGACCCUGCCACGGUACACAAAGACAAACUGCCCAUGAUCAAUGAGAAGGGAAUGUGUAUCCACUAUGGUCUCGCCCACGAAAAGUUCGUAUGGGAUGUUCGCAGUGAGCCAGGCGUGGUUGGUGCAUUUGAAAAGAUCUACGAUGAUGAAGACUUGAUUGUGUCUUUCGACGCAGUCAACUUCCAGUUUCCCAAUCGGACAGAUCUCCCUUCCAACAAGCCCUGGCCGCACCAGGACCAAGAUCCUGAGAAACAUGGUUUCCGCUGCAUGCAAGGCCUUGUUAACCUACUGCCUAACGGACCGGAUGAUGGUGGCUUGAUCGUUUGUCGAGGCGGACAUCUUCUCUCCGAACAGUUUCAUCGCGAAAUGGCCGACGAGGAACGCAUCCCUGCUUGGACACCGGAGUGGUACGGCUUCACUGAGCAAGGCAUGAAGUGGCUGGAGGACCAUGGCUGCAAGUGGGAGAAGGUGUGUGCUGAGCCAGGCGAUCUGCUUCUUUGGGAUUCACGUACUCCGCACUAUAACCUGAGUCCCAAGAGUCAACAGCCCCGGUUCGCUAUUUAUACUUGCUUCAUGCCCGUUGCCGAUGCUACGCAGGGCGAUUUAGUGCGAAAGAAGGAUGCUUUUGAACGCCGCGUCGGAACAACCCACUGGCCGAACGCGAAACACACCGGGUCCAAUGUUGCCCAGAGAGAUGGAGUAGAGGAUCCUCAUAAUCGGGAUAGACCGGUGAAUGAGCCGGUGCUCAGUGAGCGGGCUUUCAAGUUGACUGGGAUCCCAUAUAUCACGGAGCGGGCAUAG
Penicillium longicatenatum is the source of this 1029-nucleotide messenger RNA. RefSeq lists its product as uncharacterized. Bases 1 to 1029 code for a protein of 342 amino acids. The record is from RefSeq and is a predicted model, not a curated record. NCBI's taxonomy places the organism in Eukaryota, Fungi, Ascomycota, Eurotiomycetes, Eurotiales, Aspergillaceae. The transcript is spliced from 4 exons.